CCACCAGCAUGUACAGCAAGAAGCUGGAGCGGAUGCACCGCCCGGCCUCGGACAUCACCAAGUACGACAAUGAGCCGUACAUGAAGAACCCCCUGCUGAAGUUCCGCAUCAGUGAGGUCCACGAGCGUCGGCACUACCAGUUCCUCAAGCAGAAGGCGGCGGAUGUCAAGGUGCGGGUGGCCCGCCAGCAAUGGCAGCCGGAACCGGAUAUGCGUCCACUGCCACAGUCCCACUACGAGGACAAUCUGCGUCGCGAGGUGCGAAAGAUUGUGGUGCCGCCCAUGCUGCGCCGCACCGAGGCCAAGAUCCUUAGUUUCGCCUCGGAGCGGCUGAAGAACAAGUACCCCGAACUGGUUAAGGCCUACAUGCAGGAUGUGCACCAGGAGUUCAAUCGCUUGAUGAAGGUGUACAGCAUGAAGAACAUCCUGCGACAUCCGGAAUUCUCCGACGAGGAUCCGGCCCAGUUUGAGCUGCCCCAUCCCGACACUGGCUUCCGGCGGCCUGGUCGCACCCAAAACUACAGCAACUUCCUUGAGAAUCGGCGACGCAUCGCCCAGAAACUGCUGAUCCUGCAGCAGCCGCUGAGGGCCAUCCUCAACCUGUCCGUGGGCGAGUUGCCCGACCUGGCCUGCGUCUUCCACUACGUCCUGGCCACGGGGGCCAUGCAGCAGCAGCUGGGAUUGGGCGGCAGGGAGGCUCUGUCCUACAAGUUCUAUCGCAAGUAUAUCCAGAAUCAGCUGGACAAGGUCAACACCUUCCUGAGGUGGACCUGGUAUCCCAAGGUGGUGCUGGUGCUGCGCAAGCUCAUGCGCAAGCGCGUGAUGCCGAUGAGCACUUGGAAGCGGGCCUGGAACGCUCUGGAGGGCCUGAUGAACCGCGAGAUGACCAACAUGAAGAUCAGGACCUUCGAGGAGAUGUACCGCAUGUGCAGCCAUCCGCGCACGAUGCCCAUGCUGCGCCUGUCGCUGGAGUGGGCAGAGUUCUCCAGCGAUCUGGACACGAGGCCAAAUGUGUGGGCCAUCCUGCGCACUUUCGCCGAGAUCGCCACCGAGAUCUCGAUGGUGGGCUACCGGAUGGAGCCACUGCAGCCCCAGGUGCAGACACUCACCUCCAUGGCCAUGUACGCGAAGGUUAGCGACUACCUGAAGAUCGAUAUGAAUGAGAACUACCUGAGGGACGUGAUCGAUAAGGUUCAGGACAUAAUAAUGCGGACGUAUCAGGAGGUGAUCCAGUACAUCGAGGCUUUUCGGGAGAAGUACUAUGCGCUGUACUCCUGGCAGGAACGAGAAGCCCUGAAUCAUUUUUUGUCCGAACCGCAUGAGUUUGAGGAGUACUUCGCUCGUAUUGACAUGUACUAUGGGUUCAUCCAAAUGCUGCGAAGUGAACCCGGCACCGAAUACUUUGUGAUGGCCGUAAUCCACAAUGAGCCCGCUGUAAUGGGGCUCCGAACGCUGGCCGAGAACCUGAUCGAUGAGAUCACCACAAUUAUCAUUCGGGAGCACAUCAAAGCAGAGGUGGAGAUUUGUGAUGAGUUCGAGAAGAUCAAGUACAGGGCCCUGGAGAUCCCGAAGUCCACGGAGGAGCUGUUGGAGAGCGCUGAAUACAUGAUCCACGUGAAGAAGGAGAAGAUCGCCGAGUUGACGGAUCGCAUUCAGUACUGCCUGCAAGUGGGCACCAAUAUCGUCGAGCUUACCGAGAUGUCCAAAUACCACUUCGAUCUGACCAUCAAGACCAUCAACUGGAUCAAGGACAUUAACGACAUCUGCGACUACAAUGCCUCGCAGCAGGAGCAGUUCAAGUUCACCUUCGAGGAGCACCUGCAGGAGGUCAUCCGGAAGCUGAACACGGACAUUGACGAUCUGCUGCCCAAGUUGGCCGUCAUCGAUGACAUGAGUCGACCGGACAAGUUCCGCGACAGCUAUAUCAUACUGCAAAACUUUAUAGAUCAGCUCAAGACCUUCGACGACUACGUGUCCUGGAUCAACAAGGAGGAGAAGCUCUUCAAGAUCGCCCAGACAGAGUAUCCCAAGUUGGAGAUCAUCAAGACUUUUGUUUACCCCUUCGCCGAGCUUAUGAAAUGCUGUAUAGAGUGGCAGCGGUACUUGAGCGUAUGGAACGAUGGACCCUUCGAGUAUCUGGAACCGCAGUUCGUGGAGAGAACUACGAACGAUUACCUUAAGGAGUUCCAGAAGAAUCAAAAGUACUACAGAGUAAAAAUCAAACAGGAUUUAAUAGACAAUCCCGUGUGCAAAUUUAAGGGACAAACGGAAGACCCUGAUCCGGCCAAGCACCCGGUGCCCCUGCGCCUGUGCACCUCGAUGAUCCAGUCCAUCAAGGACUUCACCACCGGGGUGUUUAUAGUGAACACCAUGUGCAAUCCGGCUCUGCGCAAACGCCACUGGAAGGAGAUGUCCGAGAUAGCCGGCUUUGAUGUCACUCCGGAUGCGGGCACCACACUGCGCAAGAUCCUGAACUCCGGUCUGGAUCCGAUCCUGGAUCAGUUCGAGAUCAUCAGCAUUGGGGCGAAUAAGGAGCUGCAGCUGUGGAACGCAUUGCAGGCCAUGAUCAAGGAGUGGGAGAGCAGGGUCUUUCCCUACGGUCCCUACAAGGAGACGGGGGUCAUGAUCCUCAGCAGCUUGGAUGAUAUUCAGGCCCUGCUGGAUGAUCACAUCCUGAAGACGCUGGUCAUGCGGGGUUCGGCUUUCAUGAAACCCUGCGAGGAAGAGGUGCGCGCCUGGUACGAGAAGAUCAUGCGGGUCAAUGAAACGCUGGAUCAGUGGGGCAAGGUGCAGGCCAACUAUCUGUACCUGCUGCCCAUAUUCUCCUCCAAGGACAUCGUGGCCCAGAUGCCCGAGGAGGGUCGCCUCUUCACCAUUGUGGAGCAGACUUAUACGAGGAACAUGGGCUUAGUGCUCCGGCAACCACUGGUGAUGGAAACUGCCCCGGUUUCGGGCUUACUCGAAUCCCUGCAGAAGGCCAACGAGCUGCUGGAGGACAUUGCCACCGGGGUGAGCAACUACCUGGAGAAGAAACGUCUUUACUUUCCGCGCUUCUUUUUCCUGGCCAACGACGAGAUGCUGGAGAUUCUCUCCGAGACCAAGGAUCCCCUCCGAGUGCUUCCUCACCUGAGCAAAUGCUUCGAGGGCAUCAAUAGCCUGGAGUUCGACGGGGCCAAGAAUGUGCUGGCCAUGAUUAGCAGCGACAAGGAGUCCAUUGAGUUCAUGGAGCAGGUGUCCACAGCGGCGGCAGGCGGAAGUGUGGAGAAGUGGCUGAUUGGAGUGGAGGAUGAGAUGCUUAAGGCGGUGCGCUACCAGAAUGAGCUAUCCUUUGCCCACUACCCAAAGGUCAAGCGACAUGAGUGGGUUUUGGAGUGGCCCCAGAUGACGGUGCUGGCCAUUUCGCAGGUCUACUGGGCAGCCCGUGUCCAUGGCUGCCUUCGUCGCACCUUUGGCGGCAACAUGACCAUCAUGAUGAACUUCUUCCAAGAGCUCUCAAAGGAACUUAAUGACAUAGUCACCUUGGUACGCUCUCCCAAGAUCAGCAACCUCAAUAGGAUCACCAUCAAGUCGCUGAUUGUGAUAGAUGUUCAUGCCAAGGACGUUUCCGAGGAUCUCAUCAAGAACAAGGUCAGCAAUGAGUUCGACUUCCAGUGGCUGGCCCAGAUGCGUUACUACUGGGAGGAUGAUAAGACCUGGGUGCGCAUCAUCAAUGCCACGGUCCCGUUUGCCAACGAGUAUCUGGGUAACUCGGAUCGCCUGGUUAUCACACCCCUCACAGAUCGUUGCUAUCGCACUCUGGUGGGAGCCUAUCAGCUCCAUCUCAAUGGAGCUCCCGAGGGUCCAGCUGGCACGGGCAAAACGGAGACCACCAAGGAUCUGGCCAAGGCCCUGGCCGUCCAAUGCAAGGUGUUCAAUUGCUCCGACGGCCUGGACUACAAGGCCAUGGGCAAGUUCUUCAAGGGAUUGGCCUCUUGCGGUGCCUGGGCCUGCUUCGAUGAGUUCAAUCGCAUAGAACUGGAGGUACUCUCCGUAGUGGCCCAGCAAAUCCUGCUCAUCAUUCAAGCCGUUCGUAGCAACGCCACCAAGUUCAUGUUCGAGGGCACCGAGUUGACCCUAAAUCCUGCCUGCUACGUUUGCAUCACCAUGAAUCCCGGCUACGCUGGGCGUUCCGAACUGCCGGAUAACCUGAAGGUGCUCUUCCGUUCGGUGGCCAUGAUGGUUCCAGACUAUGCCAUGAUCGGGGAGAUCUCUCUGUACUCCUAUGGCUUCGUAGAUGCCCGCAAGCUGGCCGUCAAGAUUGUGACCACCUACCGACUCUGUUCGGAGCAGUUGUCCAGCCAGAAUCACUAUGACUAUGGCAUGCGAGCCGUGAAGACGGUGCUCUCCGCCUGCGGUAACAUCAAGAAACAAUAUCCGGAUGAGGUGGAGGACAUUCUCCUGUUGCGCAGUCUGAUCGAUGUGAAUCUCCCGAAGUUUCUCUCCUUCGAUGUUCCUUUGUUCGAAGGCAUCAUCUCGGACAUCUUUCCGGGCAUCAAGUUGCCGCACAUCGACUACUCCCUGGUGGAAACCGAGUUCAAACGGGUCUGUUUGGAGGAGGUUCUGGAGCCAGCUCCCAGUUUUCUCCUCAAGGUCAUUCAGACAUAUGAAAUGAUAAUCGUGAGGCAUGGUUUUAUGCUGGUGGGCGAACCGCUGGCAGGCAAAUCCAAAACGCUUCAGGUCCUGGCCAAGGUCAUGUCCGCGCUGAAGAUCAAGGCACCGCAGAAGAGCAGCUACUUUCAACACGUCCAAAUGGGCAUCAUGAACCCCAAGUCCAUUACCAUGAACCAGCUAUACGGCUCCUUCGAUCCCAUCUCGUACGAGUGGACCGACGGCCUGGUGGCCAAGAUCUUCCGCGACUUUGCCAUGACGCCCACGCCGGAUAGGAAGUGGGUCAUCUUUGACGGACCCGUGGAUGCAGUGUGGAUUGAGAACAUGAACACGGUGCUGGACGACAACAAGAAGCUGUGCCUCACCAGCGGCGAGGUGAUCACCAUGAGCAACGAGAUGUCGAUGGUGUUCGAGGUGAUGGAUCUGGCCCAGGCCUCGCCGGCCACAGUCUCCCGAUGCGGCAUGAUCUACAUGGAGCCCUCGACGCUGGGAUGGCGCUCCUUUGCCAAAAGCUGGCUGAAGAAGGCCGAUCCUCGCUGGGCGGAUGAGGAGGGGGUGGCCUAUGUGAUGGCCCUGCUGCAGUGGCUGCUUCCGCCUUGCCAAACGUUUGUGAGGCGCUUUUGCAGCCAGUUCGUCAAACCCGGUGAGUUCAACUGCAUGCAGACCCUCUUCGACCUGUUCGACAUGCAGAUUGCGGAGGCCAUCGAGGAGAAUCCGGAGGACUACCAAAAGUACAUCCAGAGCUACUUCCAGGCCGCCAUUCUAUUCGGUCUGAUUUGGGGAGUGGGUGGAGUGCUGGACACUGCCUCACGGGAAAAGUUCGAUGUGUUCUUGAAAAAGCUUUGGGACAGCGAUCCUCCGCCACCGGAACCGCUGGGCAAGAUGGAGAUAACUCCUCCAACUGAAGGUCUUCUGGUGGACUACGUGUUUCUGUACAAACAAAGAGGAGCCUGGCGCUACUGGCCCGAUCUUGCCAAGCGCAUGGACGUGGAGGAGACCAAGACGGGGGUGAUAGUGCCAACGGUGGAUACCGCUCGCUACAUUCACCUGCUCAAAAUGCAUGUGGAGCACAAGAAGCGAAUGCUGCUGGUGGGUCCAACGGGCACUGGGAAAACGGUCUACAUACAGAACUACCUGAUGAACAAGUUGGACAAGGAAGUGUAUGAGACGGGAUUUAUUACUUUCACCGUGAUGAUCUCGGCCAACCAGUGCCAAGAGCUGCUAAUAUCCAAACUGCAGAAGUGGAAGAGGGGAAUCUACGGUCCGCCGAAGGGAAUGCAGAGUGUACUCUUUGUGGACGACAUGAAUAUGCCGGUGAAGGAGGUUUAUGGCGCCCAACCACCCCUCGAGCUUCUGCGCCAGUUCUUCGACUACGGUCAUGUCUAUGACCUGAAGGAUAGCUCCAAGGUCUACAUUCACAAUGUACUGAUCAUGGCCGCAUGUGGCCUGCCCGGUGGAAGUCGCCAGGAUGUCUAUGCCCGCUUCCUGAACCACUUCAAUGUGUAUUCCAUUAACACGUUCAGUGACGACAGCAUGUUCCGUAUAUUCCUGAAUGUCGCGUUGAAUGGCUUCCGGCGUUGUGGCCACGGACAGGAUGUCUUCGUUGUGACUAAUCAGAUAGUGAGUGCCACGCAGAGCAUCUACAAGAGCGUUCAGUCCGAGAUCAGAGCCACUCCGGCCAAGUCCCAUUACAUAUUUAAUCUAAGGGACAUGUCAAGAGUCAUUACCGGAUGCACUCUGGUGCGGAAGGAGUCGGUUACGGACAAGAAGAUCUUCGUGCGGGUCUGGUACCACGAGGCCAUGCGAGUGUUCUACGAUCGCCUGGUGGACGACGUGGAUCGCAAAUGGAUGUUUGAGAAGCUGAACGAGUGCCUCAAGGCUAAUUUCAAGGACAAGGUGGAGACCAUCUUCGAGCGGUAUUGCGUGCCGGGACAAGAUGAGCAGGUAUUCACCAUGGAGGCGGCCAGUAGCAUCCUGUUUGGCGUUUACUUCGACGAGGACAGUGUGGCAGAUGAGCGACGCUACGAGGAGGUGCCCAGCAUGGAGGUUUUCCUGAACCUGGCUCUGACCAGCCUGGAAGACUACAACUCAACGCGUCGCAACAAAAUGGACAUUACCCUGUUCACCUUUGCACUGCAGCAUUUGAAUCGAAUUUGCCGCAUUAUUUCCAUUCAGGGAGCUAGUGCCCUAAUCAUUGGCUUGGGCGGAUCUGGACGUCAAUCUCUGACCAAACUGGCCACCAAUAUGGUGCAAACGUCGUUCUUCCAGCCGGAGAUCACCAAGAACUAUGGGGCCAACGAUUGGCAUGAUGAUAUUAAGGCUAUACUGAAGGAGGCGGGCGGCAUGAACAAGCAUACAACAUUCCUGAUCACCGAAAAUCAGAUUAAGAUGGAGCUCUUUCUGCAGGAUAUUGAUUGUCUGCUGAAUCAGGGUGAGGUGCCCAACAUCUUUCCCAUCGACGAGAAACAGGAGGUGCUGGAAAUGGUGCGACUGGCUGCACAGGGAGGCAAUCGUAAUAUAGAUGUAUCGGCACUGCAGGUCUUCUCCUUUUUUGUGGACCGCUGCAAGCAGAAGUUGCACAUGAUCCUCAGCUUUUCACCCAUAGGAGAUGCCCUACGAACUCGGGUUCGCUUGUAUCCCUCGCUGGUUAAUUGCUGCACCAUUGACUGGUAUGACAGUUGGCCGGAGGAGGCUUUGACCAUGAUUGCGAAGAUGUCCCUGGUGGAUGUGAAGGUGCCAAGUGAGGAUAUCAAGCUGGCCAUUAUGGACACCUGUCAGUACUUCCAUAUGACGGCUGCCAAAGCCACAAGAGCCUUUUGCCAGAUGACUGGCAGGCAUAUCUACCAGACCAAUGCCUCCUUCAUCGAGUUGAUUCGAUCCUUUCAAACCCUCAUCGAGCGGAAGCAAAGCGAAACAAUGCUGGCCAAGAUGCGGUACAUUGGUGGCCUGGACACUUUGGCCCAGGCAGCAGCCGCCAUAUCGAUUAUGCAAAGGGACUUGAAUGCCCUGCAGCCCAAAUUGGUGGCCUUGGCCGAGGCCUCGCGCAAAAUGAUGCUGGAGAUCAACAAGGAAACGCUGGCGGCCAGUGCCGCCGCCGAGCAGGUGAAACGGGAUGAGGAGGUGGCCUCCGUGCAGGCUGAGGCUGCCCAGGUGCUGAAGCAGGAUUGCGAAAGGGAUCUGGCGAAGGCCAUUCCUGUCCUGGAGGAUGCUUUAGCAGCUCUGAACACGUUAAAGCCAGCGGACAUAACCCUGGUCAAGUCCAUGAAGAAUCCCCCGCCAGUGAUUAAGCUAGUAAUGGCCGCCGUGUGUGUGAUCAAGGGUAUUCCCUCGGAUCGCAUACCAGAUCCGGCUUCGGGUAAGAUGGUCCAAGACUAUUGGGGUCCAAGUAAGCGUCUCCUGGGCGAGAUGAACUUCCUGCCGGCCCUCAAGGAGUUCGACAAGGACAACAUACCCGCGGAGAUAAUGAAGCGCAUACGCAAGGAGUUCAUCCCGAAUAAGGACUUUGAUCCCAAGGUGGUGGCCAAGGCGUCGAGUGCCGCCAAGGGUCUGUGCCAGUGGAUCAUUGCCAUGGACAUGUACGACGAGGUGGCCAAGGUGGUGGCGCCCAAAAAGGCCAAACUUGCCGGAGCGGAGAAGGAGUAUGCCGACACCAUGGAGUUUCUGGCCCAGAAGCGAGCCUUGGCCUUGGCCUUGGAGGAGAAGGUGGCCCAGUUGAACAUAGAGCUGGACAAGGCCAAUGCGGAGAUGCAGAAGACCGAGGAUCAUGCGGAGAGCUGUCGGAACAAGCUGCUCCGGGCGGAGGCUUUAAUUGGCGGCUUGGGUGGAGAGAAGUCACGAUGGAACAAGGCGGCGGAGGAUCUGCAGGAACUAUACGAUCACCUGCCUGGUGAUGUGCUCAUCUCUUGCGGUAUUAUAGCCUAUCUAUCGGCCGUAAAUCUGCAAUACCGCUCCGAUUGCGUCAGGGAUUGGUUUAAGAAGGUCAAGGACCUUCAGAUACCCUGCUCCGAAAAGUAUUCCAUAACAGAGGUCCUGGGCCUAGAGGUCACCAUCCAGAACUGGCAGCUGGAUGGACUGCCCAACGAUGAGUUCUCCAGCGAGAACGCCAUUAUCGCGGCCAAUUCUAGUCGCUAUAGUUUGUUCAUUGAUCCCCAGGCUCAGGCCAACAAUUGGCUGAAGAACAUGGAGCGCAAGAACCGGCUGAACUGCGUCAAGUUCAAUCAGAGCAACUACAUGAAGGUGAUUGCCGAGGCCUUGGAGUACGGCACGCCGGUGAUCAUUGAGAAUGUGCAGGAGGAACUGGAGGUGCCACUGGAUCCCAUCCUAAUGCGGCAGACCUUUAUACAGGGCGGCAUUAAGCACAUCAGCUUGGGCGAGGCAGUGGUGCCAGUUAAUCCGAAUUUCCGACUGUACAUGACCUGCAAUCUGCGUAAUCCCCACUUUCUGCCGGAAACCUUUAACAAGGUGACCGUGAUAAACUUUGCCCUCACCCAGAAUGCUUUGAUGGAUCAACUACUCAGCAUUGUGGUGGCCAAGGAGCGUCCAGAUUUGCAGGAACUGCGAAUCACACUCACUACGGAGGCGGCGGCCAAUAAGGGAGCUCUCCGGGAUGCGGAAAACAUGAUACUGAAGACGUUAAGCGCCGGUGGUGACAUCCUGGAGAACGAGGCAGCCAUUCAGAUACUGGCUGACUCGAAAGGCCUAUCCAAGGACAUUGUGGAGAAGCAGGAGGCGGCCAAGGAAACAGUGGCCAAGAUCGAGGCUUUCCGGUUGAACUACAAACCGGUGGCCGUGCACUCGUCCAUCUUGUACUACUCCAUCACGGAUCUGCCCAACAUUGAUCCCAUGUACCAGUUCUCCCUCAACUGGUACAUCAAUCUGUACAUGUACUCCAUUGAAACGGCCAAUAAGUCAAAGGAUCUGCCGCGUAGGAUUAAGUUCCUGGUGGAUGGCUUCACCCGCAAUCUGUACAACAAUGUGUGCCGCUCCAUUUUCGAGAAGGACAAGCUUCUCUAUUCUUUCAUUCUCACUGCCCGGAUUUUGCUGGGCACAGGUCAGGUGGAGAUGCGGCACUUUGCCCAUUUGGUCACCAAUGCCAAGGAGUCAGCAAAUAUACCUCCCAAUCCCGAUCCCAGUUGGGUAACAGAAACUGUGUGGUUGAAUGUUCUGAGGCUGGAGGAACUCAAAGAGCUGAAAGGCAUAGUGGAGCACUUUAAGAGUCAUCUGAGCGCCUGGCAGGCCAUCUACGAUCACUUUUCGCCGGAGAAGCAACCACUUCCUGCUCCUUGGCAGGAUAAGACCACUGCCUUCGAGAAGAUCAUUGUGUUGAAGGCACUGCGACCCGAUUCCGUUUUUCUGGCAGUGCGACUGUUCAUUGCCGACUGCAUUGGCGAUCAGUAUGUCACUCCGCCGGAGUUUGACAUCUCCAAGUCGUAUGCCGACUCCACGGCUUUGACGCCUCUCCUGUUUAUCCUCUCGCCCGGAGCGGAUCCACUGGGCUCCCUGCUGGCCUUCGCCGAGAAGAUGGGCCAGGAGGAAACCUUCCAGAGCAUCUCCCUGGGCCAGGGUCAAGGUCCCAUUGCCACCGCGCUGAUCAAGAACGCCCAGGAGAUGGGCUACUGGGUGUGCCUGCAGAACUGCCAUCUGGCCGCCUCCUGGAUGCCCUAUUUGGAGUACCUCUGGGAGAAUAUGGACACCUUUAACACCACGCCCAACUUCCGCAUCUGGCUAACCGCUUAUCCGACUCCCCAAUUUCCGGUCACCAUCCUCCAGAAUGGGGUCAAGAUGACCAACGAACCGCCGACUGGACUUAAGGAGAACCUGAUGCGAUCCUAUAACUCGGAGCCCAUUAACGACUACGAGUUCUACACGGGCUGUGCCAAGCAGGAUCGGGCCUUCACCCGGCUGCUCUACGGGAUUUGCUUCUUCCAUGCCGUUGUCCAGGAGCGCCGGAAAUAUGGGCCUUUGGGUUGGAACAUUGCCUACGGAUUCAACGAGUCUGAUCUGCAAAUAUCGGUGCUGCAGCUGAGCAUGCUUCUGAACCAGUAUGAGCAUGUGCCCUACGACGCCAUCUCGUACUUGACCAGCGAGUGCAACUACGGCGGAAGGGUCACGGAUAACUGGGAUCGCCGGUUGAUUGUGACCAUCCUGGCGGACUUUUGCAAUGCCCAGGCGGUGUCGGACAAUCGUUAUAGGUUCGCCAGCGACGAUCGCUACAUCCUGCCCCGGAAAACGGAGCACCGCGAGAUCCUGCGGUAUCUGGACGAGAAUCUCCCUUCGCUUGCGCCGCCAGAAGUCUACGGUCUGCAUGCCAACUCUGGCAUAACUCGGGAUCUGCAGACAACCAAGACGCUGCUCGAUUCGAUGAUCCUGUUGCUGGGCAGUGAGGCGGCGGGAUCCGCCGGAGCCGGAGUGAGUGUGGAGCAGGUCAUCUUGAAUACGAUCAAGCAGAUCGAGAGCGAGAUGCCGCCGGACAUGGACAUUGAGGCGGCGGCUGAGAAGUAUCCAGUGGACUACAACGAGUCCAUGAACACGGUGGUGGUGCAGGAAAUGGAACGCUUCCUCAAGCUGCAGAAGGAGAUACGUGGCAGCUGUCGGGAUCUGGCCAUGGGUAUCAAAGGCAUUAUCGUGAUGACACCCGAUCUGGAGAACGUGAUGACGGCGAUGAAGUUCAAUCGCAUUCCCACUAAAUGGAUGUCCAAGUCGUACCCCUGCCUGAAGCCACUCGGCUCGUAUGUCCAGGAUUUGUACAAGCGUCUCAAUUGGCUGCACGACUGGCAUCAUCAUGGCAAGCCACCCACUUUCUGGCUCUCCGGAUUCUUCUUCACCCAGGCCUUCCUCACCGGGGCCAUGCAAAACUUUGCCCGGAAGUACAAGAUUCCCAUCGACACGCUCACGUUCGACUAUGAUGUGCUCAAGGUGGAGACGAAGACGACGCCGCCGGAUGACGGGGUUUACUGCAACGGACUGUUCCUGGAGGGCGCUCGCUGGGAGUGGCGGGAGAACACGCUGGUGGAGCAGCUGCCCAAAAUCCUCAUCUACGCCAUGCCCGUGAUCUACUUCCGGCCAGUGGGCAUAGCGGACGUGGUCGAGGGCUCACGCUAUCGCUGUCCACUCUAUAAAACCGGGGAGCGGAAAGGCACUCUGUCCACCACCGGUCACUCCACGAACUAUGUGGUGCCGUUGCUCCUGAACACCCAUGUCAAGGCCUCGCACUGGGUCAAACGCAGCGUGGCUCUCAUCUGCCAGACCAGCGAUUGAGCCACUGAGCGAUCGCUCAUGGAGCCAUUAAACUUUAAAAAUUUUUAAAACAUCUGUUAAAAACGUGUGUGUAUGUUAUCAUCUAUAAAAAUUGUACAUAAUAAUUUCCUGGAAAUUAAGGAACACAACUUUGUAUAUUUAUACUCAACAAUAAUAUAUUUUAAGCAAGCAAAGUUGUGCUAUUUAAUAUCCAGGUAAUUGUUUGGAGACAACGAAAUGCUACUUUGUAU
Drosophila gunungcola (fruit fly) is the source of this 12133-nucleotide messenger RNA. It is a transcript of the gene Dhc62B, whose product is annotated as dynein axonemal heavy chain 12. The transcript has 10 exons. Gene Ontology annotation, biological process: microtubule-based movement. The record is from RefSeq and is a predicted model, not a curated record. Bases 9 to 11903 code for a protein of 3964 amino acids. Gene Ontology annotation, cellular component: dynein complex. Gene Ontology annotation, molecular function: dynein intermediate chain binding; minus-end-directed microtubule motor activity; ATP hydrolysis activity. Lineage: Eukaryota; Metazoa; Arthropoda; Insecta; Diptera; Drosophilidae.